UUGAAAAUUCAUGCGGAAGAAAGUUGUUUGGAUUGUCAGUGCUAGAGGUGAACAAAUCGUUCGCGAUAUCUUAAUCCCAAAGGGAAUUACAGUACAACAAGAAAUGCCUUCGUCUUAAAUAGCAUCGAACAAACAUUGGUCAAUAUGUUUUUGGCAGCAAUUCCUUUCUUGCUCUUGGUCCAAUUUGGACCCACCGCAUGUUCGACUCACCAAAAUAGCUACUUUCGUGGGUUGGUAGAAGACACGAUUUCCAAUACAGACUGGAUGACAUGUCUCCAAGCUUGCCAUCACAAAGCAAGCUGUAUGUCGUAUAACUACGGAGGAAAAAACAGGAAUUGUGAGUUGAUUUCAGAUGGAAUAACGAAUCAAUGUGACAGUGCAAAGGUGAUCUAUUCAAGAGAAUGGGUGUUUCAUCAGAUAAGGCCAGUUCCUACAAAACAAGUCAAGGCAGAAUUAGGAGAUGAUCCAAGUAAUCCUGGCAAGUCAUGCUUGGAUAUUCUCUAACACAGAACUGUUUCUAGCGGUUCUUAUCAUAUCAGAGUAGGAGACGAAAUAAGUUUGAUUUAUUGUAAAAUGGAAAAUACCUUGGAGUGUGGAGAUGGAGGCUGGACACUAGCUUUGAAAAUAAACGGAAGCAAGGGAACAUUCUCAUAUUCCUCUGAGUUGUGGACAAAUCAGAAAGCCUACAAACCAGAGGAAGCUAAAGAUCUCGAUGACAAGGAAACAAAAUCUCUUUUCUUUUCGAGAGCCUAUAUUACAGAGGGCCUCUGUGUUGGAAUGAAAGUUCACGGUCACACAAGAUGGCUCAAGAUACCUUGGAAUAGAAACAAUGAUCUAUUUGGAAUUUUUCAAAGGAAUUCACGGGAGGGUCUCAAAGGAAUUCAUUUUUCUGACUGGACAUCAUUGAUUGACGGAUCUUCUAUGCCAGAAAACUGUUCAAACAGCAGAAAAGGUGGUUUUAACGUCGAACAAGAGAACUCCAGAGAUGGUGCAAAAGCUCGAAUUGGAUUGAUAGCACGAAGCGGAGAACCAUGCAAUGGCGAUCCCGAUACAAAAAUUGGGUUUGGCACUUCAGGAACUAACAACACUUGUGGAAACGAAUAUAUCUCUAAUUCUGAUGAAGCUAGUAAAGUAAUAUCUAUCAAGGCAUUCUGUUACAUAUUCGUCAAAUAGUUCAUGGGAAUAACAUAAAGAAUUGAAAAACGGAGGGCUUCCGCGGGUUACAGAAAAAAAAAAAGGAGGUCCUCCUCUCUAGUUUGGAAACAGGGGUAGAACGUUCAGGUUCAGAAAUUUAGCCACAAGCCGCUAUGUUAACGUUGUUUCACGAUACACAUGGACGUUUUUUAGCUUUGUCUCCACGGUUUGUUUGUUUGUAUUUUCUUUUUCCUUGUAACAAAUAAAAGCCUUCAUCCGUCAAUGGCUAGACAUGUUAAUGUUGCCCAUUAUCAGGUUACACUAUUAUUACUCAAACAUCAUUUCCAACUCUUUGCAAAGUAGAGUAAAAGUAAAGGCUAUGUAAAUGAUUUUUAUUAAACUGUAGAUAAUCACAAAGCACCAGCAGAAAUCUGAAUUAUUAAAGAAAAAAGUUCUCUUGUAAACCUUGUGUUUCUUAAGUUUAGGUAGCUGCAAUUUCAAAAGUUACACGAUAUUGU
Molecule: messenger RNA, 1652 nt
Organism: Stylophora pistillata
Lineage: Eukaryota; Metazoa; Cnidaria; Anthozoa; Scleractinia; Pocilloporidae
Molecular function (GO): oligosaccharide binding
Source: RefSeq, a predicted model, not a curated record